This is a messenger RNA of Euleptes europaea (tarantolino), 1921 nucleotides long. It is a transcript of the gene AIFM3, whose product is annotated as apoptosis inducing factor mitochondria associated 3. The record is from RefSeq and is a predicted model, not a curated record. Lineage: Eukaryota; Metazoa; Chordata; Lepidosauria; Squamata; Sphaerodactylidae. The transcript has 19 exons. Gene Ontology annotation, biological process: execution phase of apoptosis. Gene Ontology annotation, molecular function: oxidoreductase activity, acting on NAD(P)H; flavin adenine dinucleotide binding; 2 iron, 2 sulfur cluster binding. The coding region runs from base 58 to 1854 and encodes 598 amino acids. Gene Ontology annotation, cellular component: cytoplasm; mitochondrion.
ACUGUUUGAUCUGCCCCUCCUCUUCUUUCGGGAUUCCUUCCUUCUGCUUGGCUCAUCAUGGGAGGAUGUUUUUCCAAACCCAAACCAGUUGAAGUAAAAAUUGAAGUAGUGCUGCCAGAGAAAGAGAGAGCCAAAGAGGAGAUGUCACCCAAUGGGAAAGCCAGCCCUAUCAUCUACAAAGCCAAUGGGACUUCCCGGCAUUAUCAACUGGAGGAGCACCCCAUUGCCAUGAACCCAUACCGGAACCUGAAGGAUGUUGUUGAAGCCUCAGUUUGCCACGUAAAGGACCUUGACAAUGGGCAGAUGCGAGAAGUAGAUUUGGGCUGUGGGAAGGCCUUGCUGGUCAAAGAGAAUGGGGAAUUUUAUGCCUUGGGCCACAAAUGUCCUCACUAUGGUGCCCCUCUGGUGAAAGGGGUGUUGUCCAAAGGACGAGUACGUUGCCCCUGGCAUGGGGCUUGCUUUAACAUUGGCACGGGGGAUAUAGAAGACUUUCCUGGCCUGGACAGUUUGCCAAAGUUUCAGGUAAAAGUUGAGAAAGAGAAAGUCUACAUUCGAGCAAGCAAACAGGCUCUUCAGACGCAAAGACGGACCAAAGUGAUGGCCAAGUGCAUCUCCUUGAGCAACUAUAACAUCAGCAGCACAAAUGUACUCAUCAUAGGGGCAGGCCCUGCUGGAUUGGUAUGUGCUGAAACAUUACGGCAAGAAGGUUUCUCAGACAGGAUUGUAAUGUGCACAAUGGACAGAAACUUGCCCUAUGACAGGCCCAAACUAAGUAAGUCAAUGGAUUGCCACCCAGAUCAGAUUGCUUUGAGACCUAAAGAAUUCUUCCGUAUGUAUGACAUCGAGGUCCUAACAGAAAUGCAGGUUGUGGCUAUAGAUAUCAAGAACAAGACCGCAGUCUUCAAGGAUGGAUUUAAGAUGGAAUAUAACAAACUGUUGCUGGCCACCGGAAGCACGCCGAAGACCCUUAGCUGUAAAGGUAAAGAAGUGGAAAAUGUUUUUAAUAUCUCAACGGUGGAAGAUGCCAAUCGAGUGGUAAAGUUGGCCACCAGCAAAAAUGCGGUCGUUGUGGGUGCCUCUUUCCUAGGGAUGGAGGUCGCAGCCUACCUGACUGAGAAGGCCCAUUCUGUCUCGGUGGUAGAGCUAGAAGAAAUCCCCUUCAAGAAGUUCUUUGGGGAGAAAAUUGGGCGAGCCAUCCUGAAAAUGUUUGAAAACAACCGGGUGAAAUUCUACAUGCAGACUGAAGUAUCGGAACUGAGGGAACAGGAUGGCAAGCUAAAGGAAGUUGUGCUGAAGAGCGGCAAGAUUCUCCGUGCUGAUGUCUGUGUCAUAGGCAUCGGUGCGACUCCCGCAACAGGCUUCCUGAAGCAGAGUGGCAUUAACAUGGAUUCCAAAGGCUUCAUUGUUGUGAAUAAGAUGAUGCAGACUAACUUUCCAGGCAUUUUUGCAGCUGGUGAUGCUGUUGCGUUUCCACUGGCCUUGCGGAAUAACAAGAAGGUGAACAUCCCUCAUUGGCAGAUGGCCCAUAUGCAGGGACGUAUAGCGGCUCUAAACAUGUUGGCCCAUGGGACAGAAAUCAGCACAGUCCCAUGCCUGUGGACAGCAAUGUUUGGCAAAAGCAUCCGCUACACCGGCCAUGGAGAAGGAUUCGAUGAUGUGGUCAUUCGAGGAGACUUAGAUGAACUGAAAUUUGUGGCUUUUUACACCAAGAAUGAGGAGGUGGUUGCUGUGGCAAGUAUGAACUAUGACCCGAUUGUCUCCAAGGUGGCUGAUGUCAUGGGAGCUGGAAGAGCUAUCAGGAAAAGAGACGUGGAGACUGGAGACAUGUCCUGGCUAACAGUGAAAGGCUUAUAAUGGCCCUGUGAAAUGCUGGUUCUCUACCGACUCUACAGUAGCCAGCGGGGAGAUGCAUGCCACACAC